AGCAGGAAACGGUAAACUCUGGAAACGGACAAAGACAAACCCCAUAUGGCGAAUAUCCCGCUGGAUUGGAGAUACCAAAAGGCCAGCGAACACACCAGCACCUUUCAAUUCACCACAGCUGAUCUCCCUGACUCAGUGACUCGCUCCCCUGACAUCCCGAGUCAAUUCAGCCACCAAGCAAAACAAACCAUGUCAGCUCUCGGUUCUCUCAAUCUCUUCUCUGACUCGGUAACGAUGAACGGAAUCCACAAAAUUAAACCAUUUCCCAGAAAUAAUCUCUCUCAUACUCCCCCCAAUGUCGCUCCUCGGAUUCCCAUUGUCUCAAAUUCUUGCCCACCACACAGCAGUUCUUCACUCUCUUUCCUUGCUCCUGUGGAAGCAAUACUAUUUGAUAUUGAUGGAACUUUAUGUGAUUCAGAUCCUAUCCAUUACCAUGCCUUCCGUGAAAUGCUUCAAGAGAUUGGUUUCAAUGGAGGAGCUCCCAUAACUGAGGAAUUCUUCAUUCAAAGGAUUAGUGGCAAACAUAAUGAGCAACUCUGUGAAGUCCUCUUGCCCGACUGGGAUUUCCCUAGAGCCAUGAAAUUUAUGUACAAUAAGGAAGCAUUCUUCCGUAGGUUAGCAGCAGAAAACCUUCAACCUAUGAACGGUCUCAACAAGUUAUGCAAAUGGAUUGAAGAUCGUGGCUUGAAACGAGCUGCAGUGACUAACGCUCCUAAACCAAAUGCCGAGCUCUUGCUCUCAAUGCUAUGCCUUGAGGAUUACUUCAAAACUCUUGUCCUUGCGGAGGAAUGUGACAGAGUCAAACCGUUCCCAGAUCCCUACUUGAAGGCUCUUGUUACACUUGGAGUAUCCAAUAAGCACACGUUCGUCUUUGAGGACUCCGUUUCUGGAAUAAAAGCUGGGGUAGGAGCUGGGAUGCCUGUAGUCGGAUUAGCUACGAGGAACCCUGAGGAAUUACUGUUAGAAGCUGGUGCUAUUUUCGUUAUCAAGGAUUUCGAUGAUCCUAAAUUGUGGAGUGCUUUGGAAGAGUUGGAAAAAUAAGGCAAAGAUAACACCAGGUACCUCUUGAAGCAAUAAUAGCUUCACAUUGCUGUAUUUGACUAUUUUCAGCUGUGAUUUACUGAUUAUCCAUUCCAAAGCCACAAAUAGAAAGCCAAUCCAAAAAAUUUUAAGUUUGGAACCCUUUAAAACCAAGAAAUUGAUUUUUGCCAAUAUUGUAUAUAUCAAUGGGGGCUUUGCAGGGAACUGGUGUGUUAACCACUAAAGGGGUUCGAUGUCUCUACAUAUAUUCAAAUUUCGGACCUUCUCCUUGCAAAGCAAGAGGUACAAACCAGAUGAGCCAAGAGCCACAUGUAACCGAGAAAUUGAUUACAGUACUUGCAGUGAUGUAGCAUCAGGGCAUGUUUGGUUAUUCUUUCUUAUUUGAUUUUUCUGUGUGCGAAUUUAGUCUCAGAAUAUAACUAAAUAAUCAAUGACAACCAAACAGGCCUUCUAAUGCUGCCAAGCUUUAUCACUUGAUUUGCCGACAUUACAAGAUGACAUUUUGUGAAUCCACUAAAGUUCAUGGCAAUUCCAGUUGCAUUCAAGUGCUGUGGGAAACUCAGCCUUGCAGUCUUUCGAGAAACCAUAAUAUACCAUGUUAAAAGUUGCUAAUUCUUUAAGUCUGGUUGGCUAUAUGUUGAGAGAGAGAGAGAGAGAGAGGAAACUAGAAUUAACUCGUAUACAAGAACUCAAGAAGCAGUAGAUAUAAAAAAAUUUACAAGGAAUAGAUAUAAAUGGAGUCGCUGCAGCAAAUCACCAGUACCCAAAAACCCCACCCCAAAUUCGCGGAAACAAAACAAAGAA
This is a messenger RNA of Rhododendron vialii, 1845 nucleotides long. Its product is annotated as haloacid dehalogenase-like hydrolase domain-containing protein Sgpp. The transcript is spliced from 5 exons. The record is from RefSeq and is a predicted model, not a curated record. The coding region runs from base 46 to 1041 and encodes 331 amino acids. NCBI's taxonomy places the organism in Eukaryota, Viridiplantae, Streptophyta, Magnoliopsida, Ericales, Ericaceae.